AUGUCAUAUAAUUACACUACCGAAGUAGAAUUCGAUUAUCUAUUUAAAAUCCUAAUCAUUGGCGACAGUGGUGUCGGAAAAACUACGAUUUUACAACGUUUUGCUCAAGAUUAUUUCUCGACAGAAUAUGUCGCCACAAUUGGUGUUGAUUUUCAAAUCAAAACUAUCGAUGUUGAUCAAAAACGCUGUAAACUGCAAGUCUGGGACACAGCUGGUCAAGAUCGUUUCAAAUGUGUUGUUUCAUCAUUCUAUCGCAAUGCCAAUGGUGUUAUGAUCUGCUUUGAUUUGACAGAUUUAGAAAGUUUUCGUAAUGUUGGCAACUGGAUUGAAGAAACACGACGCAUGAUUCCCUACGAAACAAUCAAAGCCUUUGCCCAAGUCAAACAACUCUCGUAUUUGGAAACGAGUUCAAAAACAAAUGAAAAUAUCGAACGUUGUUUUUGUGAUUUUACAGCAAUGUUAGUUGCGCACACAAAUCAAAUCGAAUUGGCACAUAAAAAAGAGCCGAAAAAGCCAUUGGUCGAUCUACGCGAGAGAGGUAAAGUAAUCGGAAACAACAAUUCCGGUUGCUGGGGUGGCGAUAAAUGUACAAUUUAA
Molecule: messenger RNA, 597 nt
Organism: Adineta ricciae
Lineage: Eukaryota; Metazoa; Rotifera; Eurotatoria; Adinetida; Adinetidae
Source: the annotation of a GenBank genome assembly